AUGGAGCGAGCGACAAAGGCAGAGGCGCUGCUGGGGGCGAUCACGGCCGCAUUCGAGACGCAGCCGCAGCUGGCCGGGUGUGCCCCACUCAAUGUGUACAUGUAUGGGUCCCACCUGCACGGCUGUGCCGGGCCGAAGUCGGACUACGACUUCAUCGUGGUGGUGUCUGCCCCCGCCUACUUCCCGGGCAUUCGUCGGGUGGCCCUCACCGCCGUCCUGCCGUCACCUUUAUCUUCAUCUACUCAACAUGAUGAAAGCGAGGUGGAGCUGGACCUCAACAUCUACCAUGAGGACUUCUUCAGGCAGCUGGUAGAUCAGAACGUGGUGAUGGUCCUCACGGCCGUGUUUGCGCCGCCCGAAGCCGUGUUGCUGCAGCGGGUGGACUAUCGUGGCGUGUUCGCGCUCCGCCUGCCUCAGCUUCGCAACUACAUCACCGGCUUCCUCACCGCCAAGUGGAGACGCGCCCAGCACUACUGGAAGCAGGACAAGCGGGACAGCAAGAAGAUCGUGGCGACCGUGAUCCGCUAUCUGCUCCUGGCGCUCGAGCUCGCACGCGAGGGCGCCAUCACCGACGCCACCCUGGGCAACGACUACUAUCGAGAGAUCAUGGACAGCGAGGAGGAGACGUGGGACUACUAUCAGACCAAGUACCGCCCGCUGGCCAACGCGCUGGCCAAGCAGCUGAUGAGCCCGUCGGAAGUGGCACAAAGCCUCAUGACGAACGACGAGGCUCCGUCGGAUGGCGGAGCUCACGCUGUGUCUCCCACCACCUUGGCAUUGCGGCGACACGGGCUCCAGGCCCUGUGCACAGAGCUCUCCUUGGCCAACCACCGGCACAGCAAGCGCCCCAAUCUGGUGCACCUGAUCAGCGACGCCGCCAUCUCUCCCCUGAACGCCUCCGUGGUUCGCGAGUGCCAGGGCAUUGUCUUGGACGAAGACGAUGAGUGGCGCCCGGUGUGCUUGCCCUUGCACCACGCGGGCUCGUAUUGGUACGAGCACUGGAGCGAAGCCGCCAAGAAAAAGAAGAGGGAGAUCAAGUCCAAGGAGACCGAUGGCGUGCUCUACGUGUCCAGCUCCGUCAUGCAGUGGGGUCCCGACAUGACCGUGUACCAUGACCUCGACGGAAUCGAGGCCUCGCUCUUCUUCUACAAGGGCGAGUGGCUGCUGUCGUCGCGGUGGUCAGCUGACGCGUCGCAGCCGCUGCUCGAUAUUCUGGACCGGAGGAAGGGCAAGCACCACAACCCUUUCACAUUCCUCGAAGAGCAGCUUCAGGACGCCUGCGAAGUGCGUGUGAUAAGAGAGAUUGAGGACACGGGGAAGGCGGACGGCACCUACACGGUGGCGGAUCUGUUCUGGAAUGUGUGGAAUGCCCACGAGGGCUACGUUCUGCCGGGCGAGGAGCACACGGACAAGUGCUUCACCUUCGACGUGUGCUCGCGAAGGUUCCCGCACAUCGUGCGGCACGGCGACGAAGAAGCGCAGGAGGGCGAACGCAUCGUGCUGCACUCUGUGAGGGAUCUCAACACACUGGAGGAGCUUGACCCGAAGCCGUUCGCGGUGAAGUACGGGUGGGACGUGGUGAACCGCACACCUCUGUCCGACGUCUUGGCCCAGCUGGGCGAUGGUGAAGCAUUGCCCUCCCUCGAGAUAUCGGUCCCCUUCUGGGCGCGGGAGUGGGUCAACAAAAGCGACCUGGGCAAGCGCGCCCGGCGAAGGCACAACAAACGCACCAACCGCCUCCGGCGCAAGCAGGCCGAGGGCGUCAGCGGACCACCCGAGCAGGAGGACGAGGAUCGGCCGGACGCCGACGGUGAUGCCGACGAAAACGCCGACGACGCCGACGCCGAGGAGGCCAAGCAGAAGAAGGCUGUGGAGGAGCGGGAGGACAUCAUCUACAGGCUGCUCUACGCGUCGACGAAGCUCGACCCGAUGCGGGUAGCAGGCCUGGUGGUGGCGGACCCGUGCCACCUGCGGAUCAAGAUCGAGUCGCCGCAGUACCGGCUGCUGCGCAACAUGUUCCUCGCCCAGCAGCCGACCGUGCGCGAGCGGCAGAUGGUGGACCUCGUGCGUACCAACGCGCACGACACCUUCCUGCGGUACUACCCCGAGUGGCGGCCGCUCUACGACGACGUGCGCACACGGUACCACAGGCUGUGCGCCUACGUGGAGCGCGUCUACGCCCUUGUCAAAGACAUGGAACCCAGACCCUAUCACGAAUGGGUUCGAAGAAACAAUGAGACGGUGCCGUCGUCGCUGCUCUAUUGGCUCAACGGGUUCCGCCAGGACAAGGUGACCCACGUGCGGCGCCUGCUGGCCUUCUGCUCGCUCGACAAGCUCAUCGUGCUACUCAACCAGUACGAGAGCCAGGUGGUUCACAACACCGUCCACACCGCAAGCACAGGCGAAGGCGAAGGCGAAGAACAAGACUACCCCCAGCCAUAG
This is a messenger RNA of Acanthamoeba castellanii str. Neff, 2442 nucleotides long. RefSeq lists its product as uncharacterized. Lineage: Eukaryota; Discosea; Longamoebia; Acanthamoebidae. The record is from RefSeq and is a predicted model, not a curated record. The coding region runs from base 1 to 2442 and encodes 813 amino acids. The transcript is spliced from 11 exons.